AUGCAGCGUUACGCAGAUGUGGACGUUAAUAAGGAUCCAAUCAUCUUCCUCCCAUGUGGUCACUUCUACACGCGGUCUACUAUGGAUGGUAUCAUGGAUUUACGACAGUACUACGUGGUUGGUCCUGAAGGAGAGACCCUGCUCCAACCGAAACCAGUCAGUGAAGUGGCCGCUAGUCCAAUCCAACCGUAUUGCCCGGGAUGCCGACGGCCCUUGAGGGACAUCCAUCGCUACAACCGAAUUGUCAAACAUGCAUUGAUUGACGAGUCCACCAAACGAUUUGUUUCCAAGGCGCACCGGGAUUAUACAACGCUAUACGAGGCUGUACAACUGUACGAAGACCAAUUGGAGAGCGCACGGAACGAGUUUGUCAGCAAAUGGCGAGCGCAAAACGUUGAAAAGGGCUUGUUAUCCGCUGAAAUCAAAGCUGCGAUAGUAGCCUACGAGGCCAACGCCACAAAGCUUCAAGCAAGGAUAAGGAAGUUUGUUAAGGGCGUCAGCAAGAUAGAGCAACCUUUUGCCCGAGUGAAUGCGCUUCUAGCCUCGGCCUUAGCCCGCACUGAUGCCCUCUCCGGGGAUUUGACCCCCUUUGAGGAAAUGGCAGUCCUCACCGGAUUCCAGCUGCGUGGCGACUGCCUUGACCUGCAGUUCAACUGGGCUCUUUUGUCUGACUAUGCCAACAUCCAGCAAGAUGGCACCGUCUCCUCGCAAAUCCGGGUUACAUUUUGCGACAAGAUCAACAGCCGCCUACCUCAGCUUCUGACGAGAUGUCAUACUGCCUUGGCCGAUGCUAUCAAAGGCAAGUUCAUUGCAGAACAGCUGCAGGCCACGAUAUAUCAUACACUGUUCUCUCAAUUAGCUCAUACCAGUGCGGCUGCUCGAGCGAACCCCACCAAGCCUCCCACUACAGCCUUGGGGCAAGACAGAAUAAAGGAUACCUUGGAAGAAUGCGAAUUGCUCUUUAGAUGUCACAAGAGUAUACUGGGCCCCUACUGGAAGCUCAUCAGCGACGCGGCAAGAUACUGCUGUGGAGGAGCAUUUUACGAUCCUGUGACUGCCAAUGAAAAGCAGCAAAUCUACCGGGCUAUGGCCGCCCAGUUCACGGGUACUGGUCACUGGUACUAUUGCAAAAACCGUCAUCCGUUUACUGUCGGCGAGUGUGGGCUGCCUAUGGAGCAAGCCCAGUGUCCGCAGUGCGGGGAGAGUGUCGGGGGUCAGAGCCAUGAGGCGGCAGCAGGGGUGCAUAGGGCUCAGGAUUUCGAAGCUCAGUUUGGGGGUGUUUCGGGAUAG
Aspergillus calidoustus is the source of this 1290-nucleotide messenger RNA. The record is from the annotation of a GenBank genome assembly. Lineage: Eukaryota; Fungi; Ascomycota; Eurotiomycetes; Eurotiales; Aspergillaceae.